This is a messenger RNA of Epinephelus fuscoguttatus (brown-marbled grouper), 809 nucleotides long. Its product is annotated as acylphosphatase-2-like. The transcript is spliced from 4 exons. The coding region runs from base 108 to 407 and encodes 99 amino acids. The record is from RefSeq and is a predicted model, not a curated record. Lineage: Eukaryota; Metazoa; Chordata; Actinopteri; Perciformes; Serranidae. Gene Ontology annotation, molecular function: acylphosphatase activity.
CAUGUUGGUGCAGAGUGGUGAAGAGAGACAGACAGAGCACAGGGAGUAUUCACCCGGUCGUCACCCUCCUCUUCUGUUAAAGGGGCAGUUUUUGUUUCUCUCUCAGGAUGUCAACAGGAACCAAAUUGGUGUCGGUGGACUUUGAGAUCUUCGGUCAUGUUCAGGGAGUUUGUUUCAGAAUGUACACAGAGAAGCAGGGUCUGCAGCUCGGCCUGGUCGGCUGGGUGAAGAACACCUGGGGUGGGACGGUGGUGGGACAGGUCCAGGGUCCUGCUGACAUGGUGGAGGAGAUGAAGGUGUGGCUGAGUAAAGAAGGAAGUCCAGGCAGUCGGAUCACCAGAGCCUCCUUCACCAACCAGAGAAGCAUCGACAAGCUGGAGAUCUCCGGCUUCAAGACGCGCUUCUGAACAGCGAAUCAAACGUACCCUGAAGGGCUUCGCUUCCCUGCUCAGAGCAGAAACACUGAGAGCUGCUUCUAGUGUUCAGAGCUGUAGAGAUCUGAGUGUAGAUGUUAUAUCCAUGCUCCUGUGGAGUCUGUGAAGGACGACUCCUGAAUGACACACUGGAGCUGGAGACUGUCUGUAGAAGGCCUCAGAUUGAAUCCAGACGAGAUGGAAACGUAUGGGCUGAAAGUGUUCUGUCAUAUUAAUAACUUUAUUGAAAUAUUUUAAUUAUAAUAAAAAGAAAAUGUUGAUGUAAUGUAUCCAGCACUUUAAAAACACCCACUGCUUUGAGGAAAGUUUCUACGGAAGCAGCUGCAGCUACUAUGUUUGUAAAUUAGGUGUGAUUAAAGUCAUUUUACCACUGUU